AUAAUAUAUAGUUUAGUGGUAGUAGAAUAUUAAUAAUAUAUAGUAUAGUAAUAGUAUGCCAACAAGAUGAUAGCGGGAUUGCUGGAACAUUUGGAAGAUUAUUUAGAAAAUUCAGUAGUGGAUUUCCAUGGGCAGUUCUACUCAACUUUGGGAAUGUGGAUAAUAACAGCGGUUUUCGGCUUAGUCGGAUUCGCUUACGGUUACAUUACACAAUCCUUCCUAUCCACCCUUAAGUUCAUUGCAGCUGGCACCGCCGUUAGCAUUCUGGUAUGUGCUGUGCCAUGGCCAUUUUAUAGUUUAAAUAAAAUUAAUUAUAAACAUAAAAAAAAUUAGUCUCUUCCUAGCAAAUCACUAAUCUAAAAUAUCAUAUAAUAAUGGAAAAUAUUAUGUAAUAAUGGGUAAUAUGGAUAAAAAGAUGUAAAACAGAGUAAUUGUAAUACUUUUAAAAGUAAAAUUUUUUCAAAGAUUAAUUUAUUAAUUUAUUCCUAAUAA
Molecule: messenger RNA, 492 nt
Organism: Theileria parva strain Muguga
Lineage: Eukaryota; Apicomplexa; Aconoidasida; Piroplasmida; Theileriidae
Product: Microsomal signal peptidase 12 kDa subunit (SPC12) family protein
Exons: 3
Coding region: 67-333 (88 amino acids)
Biological process (GO): protein targeting to ER
Cellular component (GO): endoplasmic reticulum membrane; signal peptidase complex
Source: RefSeq, a predicted model, not a curated record